UUCUUCAAGAUUCUCAUCUCAGGACAUGGGCAGAAGAACAGCCACUCGCUUGCCGAGUUUUUGCUUGAACAGGAUAAGGCCUCGUGUUCGAGUCCGGUCUCCUCCGACGCAAGCCAAGGCUAAUCUGAAUCGUGCUGCACCUGCAACUAUUGAUCAUAACCAUGGACAAAGCUUUUUACUCGGACGGAAAAUCAUGGUAGUCGUCGAUUCCACCAUUGAAGCCAAGGGAGCUUUGCAGUGGGCACUGUCUCAUGCUGUCCAGUGUCAUGACACGGUGGUUCUUCUCUCUGUCACAAAGCCAUCAAAACAAGUGAUGGAUACAAAUGAUGAGUCCAACAAGAACAAAGUUUCGAGGGGAUAUGAACCAGUUUCCAGCUUGAAGACCAUGUGCAAUCAGAAGAGACCGGAGGUAGAAGUUGAGGUAGCUGUGGUGGAGGGAAAAGAGAAAGGUCCAACAAUAGUGGAAGAGGCCAAAAAGCAAGGGGCGGCGCUUCUGGUUUUGGGGCAUAAAAAGAAGUCCAUGACAUGGCGGCUCCUCAUGAUGUGGGCGGGGAGCCGGAUAACCGGCGGCGUCGUGGAGUACUGCAUCCAAAACGCCAGUUGCAUGGCAGUUGCAGUGAGAAGAAAAAGCAAAAAACUUGGAGGUUAUUUGAUCACCACUAAGCGGCACAAAGAUUUCUGGCUCUUGGCUUAAACUCAAACACCAUCAUUUGUAUAAUUACGAGUUUCGGUCCCUCUAUUCUACUAA
Molecule: messenger RNA, 748 nt
Organism: Hibiscus syriacus
Lineage: Eukaryota; Viridiplantae; Streptophyta; Magnoliopsida; Malvales; Malvaceae
Exons: 3
Coding region: 26-694 (222 amino acids)
Source: RefSeq, a predicted model, not a curated record